AUGAUGAUCAGCAAGACCAACUUGUUGGUGUUUGCCACCAUUGCCAACUUUGUGGCCAUUGGCACUCUCAUGGCCCUGCCCAAGAAUCAGCCUGGAUCUACUACUGUCAGUAGUGGUAUUGAUGGUAUUGAUGGUAUUGAAGCCCCCAAGGCUGCCCCCAUUGAAGCUGUUGCUGUUGUUAGCGGAGUUCCAGCAGUCCAAAGACGCCGUCGUUUGGAUGAUCCCGGAACUUCUGCCGAAUCCGUGGAACGUGGUUUUAGUAUCCCUUCCCCUACCACUCCGGCUCCUUCGGCAGCUCCUCAAGAUGCUCCCACUCCCGACAGUAGUCCCACUACCGACACUACGACCAACCCCAAUGAAGAAAUGGAAGAAAAGAAAUAUUACACUGCGUGGAUGUCGGACAUGCAGGUCAGAUACCGACGAUCCGGUAUUGUCCGAGAGGCUAACAUCUACCUAGAGGGACGUCCUGAACGUCUUCGAUUCAGAAUCUACAAGGACUUUGUUCGUGUAGACAUUGAUUGGAGGGCCAAUCCGGAACACUACAAGGGAGCUAUUGGGCUCUUGGGAAGCUACGAUUUGGGUGGCAAACGGGUUGCUAGAGAUGGAAAGACAUACAUCCACUUGCAUACCGAGUUUGGACAAGAAUGGCAAGUACAGGAAGAUGAACCCAAACUAUUCCAUACCUACGAGGGAGCCACUGUGUCACCCAACAAGUGCAUGCUGCCAGAGUACAAAAACAAACAGGAAUGGAAGGCGUCCCUUCGACGUCGACUUGCCGGAGGUCUCACCAAGGAACAAAUUGAAAAGGCAUGUGCCCAUGUCGAUCCUGGUGAACGUGAUGAGUGUAUCUUUGAUGUCACUGCCACUCAAGAUUUGGAAAUGGCCAAUGUUUACUAA
Messenger RNA from Seminavis robusta, 897 nucleotides. The record is from the annotation of a GenBank genome assembly. Lineage: Eukaryota; Bacillariophyta; Bacillariophyceae; Naviculales; Naviculaceae.